Messenger RNA from Ochotona princeps (American pika), 1809 nucleotides. RefSeq names its product tRNA methyltransferase 11 homolog (gene TRMT11). Gene Ontology annotation, biological process: methylation. The transcript has 13 exons. Gene Ontology annotation, cellular component: cytoplasm. Gene Ontology annotation, molecular function: nucleic acid binding. Bases 43 to 1425 code for a protein of 460 amino acids. Lineage: Eukaryota; Metazoa; Chordata; Mammalia; Lagomorpha; Ochotonidae. The record is from RefSeq and is a predicted model, not a curated record.
GGGACUUCGCGCGAGGCGCGCAGGCGCACUGUGGCGGCUGAAAUGGCGCUGUCCUGCAACCUGAACAAGUAUCUUCUGCUGUUGGCGCAGGAGCAUCUGGAGUUCCGCCUUCCUGAAAUAAAGUCUUUGCUUUCACUUUUUGGUGGCCACUUCUCUAGCAGUCAGGAAGCUUAUGGAAAGUCUCCAUUUUGGAUCCUUAACAUUCCCUCUGAGGAUAUUGCAAGAAACUUAAUGAAACGGACAGUGUGUGCCAAGUCUAUAUUUGAACUUUGGGGUCAUGGAAAAUCUCCCGAGGAGCUGUACAGUUCUCUUAAAAAUUACCCAGUGGAGAAGAUGAUUCCAUUUCUACAUUCAGACUCUACUUAUAAAAUAAAGAUUCACACAUUUAAUAAAACAUUGACACAAGAAGAAAAAGUCAAGCGAAUAGAUGCACUUGAAUUUCUGCCAUUUGAAGGAAAAGUGGAUUUGAAGAAGCCACAGCAUGUAUUCUCUAUUUUGGAGGAUUAUGGCUUGGAUCCAAACUGUAUCCCUGAGGCUCCCCAGAAUAUUUAUUUUGGUAGAUGGAUUGCAGAUGGACAGAGAGAGCUUAUUGAAUCAUACAGUGUCAAAAAGAGACAUUUUAUUGGAAAUACAAGCAUGGAUGCUGGGUUAUCAUUCAUCAUGGCCAACCAUGGAAAAGUGAAAGAAAAUGAUAUUGUCUUUGAUCCAUUUGUUGGAACAGGUGGCCUCCUGAUAGCAUCUGCUCAUUUUGGUGCAUAUGUGUGUGGGACUGACAUAGACUACAAUACAGUUCAUGGUUUGGGAAAGGCUAGUAGGAAAAACCAGAAAUGGAGAGGACCAGAUGAAAAUAUUAGAGCAAAUCUUCGUCAGUAUGGCUUAGAGAAAUACUACCUUGAUGUGCUGGUUUCAGAUGCUUCUACACCUUCCUGGAGGAAGGGCACAUAUUUUGAUGCAAUCAUCACUGAUCCACCAUAUGGUAUCAGAGAAUCUACCAGAAGAACAGGUUCACAAAAGGAAAUACCAAAGGGAAUAGAAAAAUGUCCAGAAAGCCACGUUCCUGUCUCGUUGAGUUACCAUCUCAGUGAUAUGUUUUUUGACCUGUUAAACUUUGCGGCCGAGACCCUCGUAUUAGGUGGAAGACUAGUCUAUUGGUUACCAGUGUAUACACCGGAGUACACUGAAGAUAUGGUGCCCUGUCACCCCUGCCUCACACUUAUUAGCAACUGUGAGCAGAAGCUUUCCAGUCACACAUCAAGGCGCUUGAUCACAAUGGAGAAGGUGAAGGAAUAUGAGAACCGAGACCAGUAUUCACAUCUGCUAAGUGAUCAUUUUCUGCUCUAUCAAGGUCAUAAUUCUUUCCGUGAGAAGUAUUUCAGUGGAGUGACAAAAAGAAUUACCAAGGAAGAAAAAGCAAGCCAGGAGUGAGCAUGAAGAUUUUGACUGAAGAAGGACUAAGGAGUUGAUAGGAAAGACAAUCUGGAUAUGGACUCUCCUGUAGAGUCCAGAAAAUCUGUAGUAUUUCAGAAACCUGUAGUGUGUAUCCGAAUGCUGCCAAGCAAGCAGCUCUUUCAAAAUUAUUGUUGUUUUUGAAUAUUUUGUUGUGUGCAUUGUAAGAUCUUUUGGAUUUUAAUUUAUAUUUGUACUUUUAAGUAUUAAUGUAGUUAUACUCAAAAUAGUUAUAUUUUUUACAAUUUAUAAAGGAAAUUAAUAUUGUUGACUUUUUACAUAUAUCAGUCAGUUUUCAAGGUAAUCAAUGAUGGUUAAGAAUUUAUUCAUUAAGUAAAUGAAUUUGGGUUUUUAUUGUAUUUG